Synchytrium microbalum is the source of this 2055-nucleotide messenger RNA. RefSeq lists its product as uncharacterized. The record is from RefSeq and is a predicted model, not a curated record. The transcript is spliced from 6 exons. Bases 1 to 2055 code for a protein of 684 amino acids. NCBI's taxonomy places the organism in Eukaryota, Fungi, Chytridiomycota, Chytridiomycetes, Synchytriales, Synchytriaceae. Gene Ontology annotation, biological process: lipid metabolic process.
AUGUAUAUACCGGUGCUGGGGCGGCUGACCAUAGCCGAUUAUGUCAGGAUCGCAUUAGCAUUCACCUUCCUAAUUACAGAACCAUUCAUUAGAUUAUUCUUCUUCCUCUUCCCAGUAGCCAAUGUCAUGAACUGGUUGCGAAAAUGGUUUCCGCAACAACCUCCUGAUGGCUCCACUCCUAUAGACUAUUUGCAAACUUCCGAGGAUUUUGUACGAUACUGGGGAUUUCCAUUCGAACCACACUACGUUACAACUAAAGAUGGAUAUAUUAUAUGCCUACACCGUAUCCCACAUGGUCGUGACUCAUUACAUUCAACUAAUGGUAGUCCAAGAAGAUUGAAUCGGUCUCACCCACCACCAUCACCUUCAACUCCAAGACCAGUCGUAUUACUGUGGCAUGGCUUCUUGAUGUGUAGUGAAGUGUUUGUCUGUACUCCUGAUCCUACCGCAUCACUGGCAUUCACUUUAGCUGAAGCAGGAUACGACGUUUGGCUCGGAAACACCCGAGGGAACAAGUAUUCUUGUAAACACAAGACCUUGAAACCCACACAGGAGGCAUUUUGGGACUUUUCUCUAGACAGUCUCGCCAUGUAUGAUAUGCCUGACGCAGUAGACUACAUAUUGAGGAUAUCUGGUGCUCCGUCGCUCAGUUACAUUGGAUUCUCUCAAGGCACUGCACAGGGAUUCUCUGCCUUAUCACUGAAUAGGAAACUAUGCAAACAAGUCAAUCUUUUCAUAGCAUUGGCUCCAGCCACCAAACCACAUGCGCUAGCAAGCAAAACCAUCAAUGCAUUGAUCAAUUCGGCUCCUGAAGUGAUUUAUCUGUUAUUUGGUCGCAAGGCACUAAUAUCAUCGACCCUCUUCUGGCAAUCCGUAUUGAGCCCUCAUAUAUUUUCAUUCGUGAUUGACCAGUGUAUGUGGCUCUUAUUUGGCUGGAAAUCCAAACAUAUACCACACAAGCAUAUAGUGUAUCGUCACCUGUACUCGUAUACUUCCGUCAAGACUGUCGUCCAUUGGUUUCAAGUCAUGAGGACCCGCAAGUUCCAAAUGUAUGACGAGGAACCAACUAUUGUGCCUGGAUCUACGGGUGGUCAUCUGGUUCCAAAGUUUCCUACUGAGGGGAUAACAACACCAGUAGCGAUCAUCUAUGGUGGAUUGGAUACGAUUCCUGAUGUCGAGUAUAUAUUACGAGAAACGCCAACACCAGUCUUUUGUAUGCAAGUUGAUGAAUAUGAGCACUUGCAUUUCCUGUGGGGUGCAUUAUUGCAUCGAACCGUAUACCCAGCUGUACUAGGUUUACUCAACUCGUACGCCGAAAUAUGGUCUGAUCCAUCCAGCACGUCACCAACAAACAGCAUCACCACAACCACUUCAGAACCAACAAGAUCGGUACCAUGGAUACCAAAAGCCGAAAUAGAAAAGGCCAUAAAGCUAGGACGAGGUCGCUCAAGCUCACGAGGAACCGUAUUUGAAGGCCGUAUAUCAAUAGAAGAACUCUGGACACACGAUCGACUCGUCGAAUUGGGUAAACAGGGCAUCGCACCACCCAGUUACGAAGAGGUAGCUGGGAUGAGCAACAAACCUAUAUUGGCAAACCAACCAUACCGUGAUGAAUCAAUAUCACUUGCUCGAGGUGGAAGCAGCAGUAGCAGUGAUACGCCCCGUGUCAGUGAACCAACAUCCGAAACAGCAGCCACAUCACUCAAACAUAAUUCUAGCAUGGACUCUGAAUCAGAUACGGCAUCCAUUGCAUCGCAUACACCAUCAUCAAUACACUAUGGAUCAUCAACACCACAACCAUCUGUAUCUACGUUCCAUACCAUGAUGAAUAAUCCAUCUAUAGCAGCAGCCGUAGCUCGAUUGUCGUCAUCUUCUUCGUCAGGAUUUAAUCGAAGGCCACAAAGAACUCAUUCUAUUGGAGGUAUCCCGCAAAGCAGUCGACCUGGGCCUUUAGUGAAGGCAGAUCCAACGUGGGAGGAAGGCGAUGAUGAUGUUGUCGAGAGUUUGUUUGAAAAUGAUGAUGGAGAGGAUGCGUUUCAUGAUGUUAGUGAUUAA